Python bivittatus (Burmese python) is the source of this 3292-nucleotide messenger RNA. It is a transcript of the gene DAPP1, whose product is annotated as dual adaptor of phosphotyrosine and 3-phosphoinositides 1. The record is from RefSeq and is a predicted model, not a curated record. NCBI's taxonomy places the organism in Eukaryota, Metazoa, Chordata, Lepidosauria, Squamata, Pythonidae.
CUUUCACUUCCUCAUUUGCCCUGUACAGGCUCCAGAGAGGUUUGCUCAUCUUGUAGAGUUUCUUUACUGUUUAUCAAGAACCAGAAGAAGCUGAAACUAAAGGAUGCCGACCUGUUUCCCAUCUCUCUUAUCUUUCUUUCUGUGACGAGUGGUACUCUGAAAAGGAGCUGUGGUGGAUGGGUAUAGCAGAGAUGGAAGACGGAAGGAGGAUGAGCUGCCGGCACAUUCAUGGCGAAGCAGAAGAGGAGCUCCAGAACUUAGAGUGGUAUCAUGAUAAUCUUACACGCCAUGCAGCAGAAGCUCUUCUUCUUUCCAAUGGCAGCGAUGGAAGCUAUCUCCUAAGAAAAAGCAAUGGCAAGACUGCUCUUUUUUCUCUUUCUGUAAGAGCAAAAGAUUCCGUAAAGCAUUUUCAUGUGGAAUACACGGGGAAUUCAUACAAGUUUGGCUUCAAUGAAUUUUUAAACCUGAGAGACCUGAUCAUGCAUUUUGCAAAUCAGCCUUUAAUCGGUAGUGAGACAGGGACCUUGACUGUAUUGAAGCAUCCAUAUCCCAGGAAAGUAGAAGAGCCUGCCAUUUAUGAAUCUGUGCGAGUCCACACGGCCAUGCAGACAGGAAGAACAGAAAUUGACCUCAUUCCCAGUGCUCCAUCGUUAGGUACUAAAGAAGGUUAUCUAACAAAGCAAGGCAAAAUAGUUAAGAACUGGAAAACUAGGUGGUUUACAUUGCAUAGGAAUGAGCUGAAAUAUUACAAAGAUCAGACGUCCACAGAGCCAAUCAGAGCACUCGAUUUAACAGAAUGUUCAGCAGUACAGUUUGACUAUUCCCAGGAAAAAGUAAAUUGUUUUUGUUUAGUAUUUCCAAUGCGGACAUAUUAUCUCUAUGCAAAGACUGGAGUAGAAGCAGAUGAGUGGAUUAAAAUAUUGCAGUGGAAAUUGUCACAGAUAAGGAAACAACAACGCCAGCAUGAUGCCACACUCAGGCCAUAGUAAUUCUGGUCACAAAUUAACUGUGCAGAAGCAGACAUUGGUUCAUAUUAAUAUUCCUUCAGAUUUGUUAUUCAGCAUUAAGAGGUGCUGCACUGGAUCAGGUCAGAGGUUCUUUAAGCUCAACAGUUGCCAACCUGCCCACAACCUGCUGCUAGGAAAUUCCUGAGCGCCCUGUUAAAGCAGAAGAUGAUUACCUUGGAAGAUGGAUAUUCACCCAUAUUUCACUAUUUUGGAUAUGCCUGGUGACUACUGGCAUUCUAUAUUUGCCUUUGCUGCCAGGUUUUCACUAGUUCUUCCUAUGUAAGCAGUUUCAGUGGAAGUACCUGGAUUGUUUCAUAGCACAAACCUGAACGGUUGUGAACCCACUCAUCCCUGGCUGUAAUUCUGUAUGCUCCAAACCAUUUACACUGUGGUCUCUAACCGAAAUUACUUGCACACUUUAUUUUUUAAAUAGUUUUGAUUUCAUCUGUGGCUUUGACUGGUGUUAAGAAUUAUCUGCUAAAACGUCUAGAUAAUUUUCUCAGAACUCCUGUUGUCUGACUUCCUUGAUGGGCAGCCUUUCUAAAUAAUCUUCUGCUAGCGGAGCUCAUUUCUAUAAGCAAUUAGAUGUUUUCGUGCGUAGGAAGUCUGUUAUGCAACAUGAAGUGCUACUUUAAAAGUCAGCCCCAGGCUUGAGAAGAUGUUAGCACUGUGCCUUCUAGAAACUGCUUUCUGUGUUCAUGGCCCCCAUUCAUUAGUGGCUGUACUUUGCACCUGAUUGCUGCUGUUUUAAAUUUCAAAAUGCCACAAUGGAUACCCUCAGUGCAGUCAGAAUUGUACACAUCAAUGUGGCUGUGUUCCAAGAAAGUAGAGAAACUGCACUUAGGUCUCAAAACAUAGAUGGUAAGGUGUAUCUUCAGCUACACUGUUUAAAUAUUUUUGCCCUGUAUACACAGUAGAAACUGAUGUCUACUAGAAGCUUUAUGCUUAAAUGCACAUCUAAUAUGUGUGUUCUGAUCCUGGUUCAGCAAUAUAUUUUCUGCAUAUGUUCAGCAUGCUUAAGCAUAUAAAGUCAUGGAAGGGAGAACAUACCUCCUUUGCUACAUCAUAAGAGACCUGCAAAAUCAAAUCAUAAGUUUGUGUAGCAUCUUAUUCCCUCCAGUUGUCAACCAAUAUCUUGGGAAGGAUGAAAUAAAAUUUUCUGUCAGUGUAUGCAUUUGACAUACUAUGAUGUUCUAUGCCAGCAACUCCAAACCUGUCCCAUGCAAUUCUGGAGGCCAGAGAACUUGGGUUUAAAGAAAAGUAGCACAAGAAGAGAUACAAAACAACCCAACACAUUCAGGAAAUAAUUGGCAUACAUGUAUAAAUGGCUAGAGUUACCAUUUUUAAUUAAUUUCCAUUAAUUACUAUUUAGAAUUAAUAACAUUUUAAGAGUUCUAAAAUACAUACUGCUAACUAGGGCUCUCUCACUGGCUAACAUUUUCUUUUUAAUCUUGUAAAACAUUUGUUUUUUUCAUGUGUUUUAUUAUUUAAUAUGUUUACUACUAUAGGAACAUUUCAAAAUGUUAUACUGUUGUCAGAGUUUGUAAAGACAAGAGGACCGUGUAAAUGAAGGAUUGUGCAAAUAUGUAUUGGGAACAAUUGUAUCAUAUUUUGUACUUUUAUUAUAACAUUUCUAAUAAACCAGGAACAAAAAGAAAAUACAAUUUUAGCUGUGCAGUGAAUAAGACAAUGGUGGUCAUACAAGUUUUUUCAAGCUUUACAUAACUAAUCUUGAAAAAAUAUUAAUCCUUUCCCAAUGGGGGCCUGAGGUUAGGGUUAGGCUAAUGCUCUUCAUUUAAAUGAGAUUACUCCCCACUCCUGGAUUCUGAAAAAAAAGGACUCGCAUACUCUCUUGGUUCAGCAUUUCUCAACUAUGACAACUUCCAAAUCAUAGAAUGUAAGAGUUGGAAUGGAUCUGAGAUAUUAGCUACUCCACUUGUUCUCAAUCUUGGCAAUUUCCAGUGUGUAGAUUUCAAGUUCCAGAUUUCUCAGCAAUGCUGGCUGGGGAAUUCUGUGAGUUAAAGUUUACACAUCUGGAAGUUGCCAUGGUUGAUAAACAGUGCUCUGGUCCAGACUCUGUACCUGAUCUGUUCUUGACCUGAAGCCUAUUUAUUAAGGGUACAAUCCUAUAUACAGCUACUAAUGUCCUAUCAAAGGUAAUGUGGCUUUCUUCCAUAUAUAGAAUAAGUUCCUUUAUGUCCUUCUAUACUUUCCAAAUUUCAAAUGCUUUCUCUCAUUUAAAAAAUGCUCCUAGAUAGGGUUCCAUGUUUUAUUUUUUACUCCAA